AUGACCACCUCUAUGGAAGCAGCGAUUGAGCUCCGGGCAGUUGCCUUGGUUGUUCCGGCUACUUCACAUCUUCAUUAUGCGCGGUUGGGCUUUCCUUCGUCAAAGCGAUUGGAACGAGAAAUAGAGAGCGGUGUCAGAGCAGCGGCUCUUGUACGCCGGCGGGUUGAGAGGUUGCUGACGUCCUGGCGUACGAAGAAUAGGCGCCUUACUCACCAGGGGCCAGUUGACAUGGUGCUGUUGAGAUAG
Molecule: messenger RNA, 246 nt
Organism: Penicillium chermesinum
Lineage: Eukaryota; Fungi; Ascomycota; Eurotiomycetes; Eurotiales; Aspergillaceae
Exons: 1
Coding region: 1-246 (81 amino acids)
Source: RefSeq, a predicted model, not a curated record